Molecule: messenger RNA, 2563 nt
Organism: Oncorhynchus keta (chum salmon)
Lineage: Eukaryota; Metazoa; Chordata; Actinopteri; Salmoniformes; Salmonidae
Exons: 14
Coding region: 1336-2544 (402 amino acids)
Source: RefSeq, a predicted model, not a curated record
CUAUACACAGGCUAUAUCCAGACUAUACACAGGCUAUACACAGGCUAUAUCCAGACUAUACACAGGCUAUACACAGGCUAUGCACAGGCUAUAUCCAGGCUUUAUCCAGGCUAUACACAGGCUAUACACAGGCUAUAUCCAGGCUAUAUCCAGACUAUACACAGGCUAUACACAGGCUAUACACAGGCUAUAUCCAGGCUAUACACAGGCUAUGCACAGGCUAUAUCCAGGCUUUAUCCAGGCUAUACACAGGCUAUGCUAUUGAUGCAGACUCAGUUUGUGUUAAGUUUUCUCAGUACAACACAACAUAAUGGUAUGAGACAAUAGGUUAUGUCCAUUAGAAACGGAUAAGGAGGUUUGUGUUGUACCGCUGUUAGUUUUGUCAGAUGAGAUGACUAGGGUGUUGUUCCCAACACCACCAGCAGGGGUCACUUCUCUAUAGAGAUCAGUGGACACACACACACACAGUCUUGUACAGCUAACUUUGUGGGGACACACAAUUCAGUCCCAUUCAAAAUCCUAUUUUCCCUAACCCUUAACCCAUACUCUUACCCUAACCUUAACCCAACCUUAACCCUGAACCUGACCCUUUCCUUAACCCUAACCCCAAAACUAACCCUAGCUCCUAACUCUAACCUUUAAUGUUAUUCUAACCCUAAAACUAAUUCUAACCUUAACCCCCUAGAAACAGCAUUUGACCUCGUGGGGACCAACAAAAUGUCCCCAAUUUGUCCAAUAUUUGUUUGUUUACUGCUCUUUAUAGGGUCGCCUAGUGGUUAUAGCGUUGGACUAGUAACCGGAAGGUUGCAAGUUCAAACCCCUGAGCUGACAAGGUACAAAUCUGUCGUUCUGCCCCUGAACAGGCAGUUAACCCACUGUUCCUAGGCCGUCAUUGUAAAUAAGAAUUUGUUCUUAACUGACUUGCCUAGUUAACUAAAGGUAAAAAAAAAAUAUAUAUAUAUAAUAGUUAAACACGUCCACACACACACACACACACACACACAGUAAGAGGAAGUGAGAGAUAGAGUAACCUGUGUGUGUGUGUGUGUUCAACUGGAACAUGCAGGUGUCCCUUUCCUUCUGACUGAAAACAGGACUUACUGCUCUCACCCUACUGGUGGAUUUGCCCCUGACCACUGAUAUAAGGUCAGUUUAACAUUAACUCUGAUGGUUGAGAAUAGGACUGGGAGAGAGGGAGCUGAUCCUAGAGCUGUGCUUACAGGCAACUACGACCUAGUAAUCUGACAUGUUCACAAUGGCCUUUGUUUGCCAUUUAUUAAAUAAUCAAUUGACCAAUUAAAGAACCAGAUAAAAAAUAAACAUGAAUAGAAGAACAUGGUAGAGACAACAGUUCUGUAUGUGUACUCCCAGGUUCUGUAUGUGUACUCCCAGGUUGUGUAUAUGUACUCCCAGGUUGUGUAUGUGUACUCCCAGGUUCUGUAUAUGUACUCCCAGGUUCUGUAUAUGUACUCCCAGGUUCUGUAUAUGUACUCCCAGGUUCUGUAUAUGUACUCCCAGGUUCUGUGUGUGUACUCCCAGGUUCUGUAUGUGUACUCCCAGGUUGUGUAUAUGUACUCCCAGGUUCUGUAUAUGUACUCCCAGGUUCUGUAUGUGUACUCCCAGGUUGUGUAUAUGUACUCCCAGGUUCUGUAUGUGUACUCCCAGGUUGUGUAUAUGUACUCCCAGGUUCUGUAUGUGUACUCCCAGGUUCUGUAUGUGUACUCCCAGGUUCUGUAUAUGUACUCCCAGGUUCUGUAUAUGUACUCCCAGGUUCUGUAUAUGUACUCCCAGGUUCUGUGUGUGUACUCCCAGGUUCUGUAUAUGUACUCCCAGGUUCUGUGUGUGUACUCCCAGGUUCUGUAUGUGUACUCCCAGGUUGUGUAUAUGUACUCCCAGGUUCUGUAUAUGUACUCCCAGGUUCUGUAUGUGUACUCCCAGGUUGUGUAUAUGUACUCCCAGGUUCUGUAUGUGUACUCCCAGGUUGUGUAUAUGUACUCCCAGGUUGUGUAUAUGUACUCCCAGGUUGUGUAUAUGUACUCCCAGGUUGUGUAUAUGUACUCCCAGGUUCUGUAUGUGUACUCCCAGGUUCUGUAUGUGUACUCCCAGGUUCUGUAUGUGUACUCCCAGGUUCUGUAUAUGUACUCCCAGGUUCUGUAUGUGUACUCCCAGGUUGUGUAUAUGUACUCCCAGGUUGUGUAUGUGUACUCCCAGGUUCUGUAUAUGUACUCCCAGGUUGUGUAUAUGUACUCCCAGGUUGUGUAUGUGUACUCCCAGGUUGUGUAUAUGUACUCCCAGGUUGUGUAUAUGUACUCCCAGGUUCUGUAUGUGUACUCCCAGGUUCUGUGUGUGUACUCCCAGGUUGUGUAUAUGUACUCCCAGGUUCUGUAUGUGUACUCCCAGGUUCUGUGUGUGUACUCCCAGGUUGUGUAUAUGUACUCCCAGGUUGUGUAUAUGUACUCCCAGGUUCUGUAUGUGUACUCCCAGGUUCUGUAUGUGUACUCCCAGGUUCUGUGUGUGUACUCCCAGGUUCUGUAUAUGUACUGACCCAGGUUCUGUAUGUGUA